Parasteatoda tepidariorum (common house spider) is the source of this 921-nucleotide messenger RNA. NCBI's taxonomy places the organism in Eukaryota, Metazoa, Arthropoda, Arachnida, Araneae, Theridiidae. The record is from RefSeq and is a predicted model, not a curated record.
GCGGAAGCGUUGUCAGACAAAUCAGCUGCGAAAUUCGAACUUUUACUAUUCACGUGUUAUUUGUUAGAUACGAAUUGUUUUGUUCAAUUUUAGUUCUAUUUACCUGAAAUAACUUACGUUUUUGAAAAUUACUUUAAAUUAAUUGCAUGAAUUAAAUGUCGUCCGUUCCGGAUAUGCCUACUUUGGGGCAAAACAAGAAUGUUGCCCCCACAACCGAUUCAGAAACUGAAGAAUUUCGAAAAUAUUUAGAAAGCAGUGGAACUUUUGAUGUUAUUACUCGCAUUUUGAAGGAGAUGUAUGAAAAAGAAGACAAACCAGCGGAUCCUUUAGUCUAUUUUACCAGAACUCUCGGAGCUGUAAGUUUUGAGGCCAGAGAAAUCAAUGCUUUAAAGGAUGAAAUUAUUGAUUUGAAAUCUGUUAUUGAGGAAUUAGAAAGAGAAAACAAAAUUUUGAGAGAAGCAGUAGAUAAAAGCACUGCCUAAAAUUUAGCUUUGAUUGAUAGACUUUUUAAACAAUUGUGUAAAAUGGUGAGAGUGAAAUAUAGGUAUAUAGUUUCGGAACUGGUGACUGAUAAACAUCAGCAUUUAAUAAAAUUGCCUGUUAAAGAGAAAGACAUUAAAAACACUGUACUUGAUAUGGUUAAUGAAAUUCAUGGUGAUUUUGGUGUAUCUUGCAUUCUUGCUGGCUUUUCUAUUAAACUGUUUAAUCCUGUCACAAGAAUAGUUAUUUUUAGAGCCCGUCGCCAACACCACAAUAUUUUAUCUACUGCUUUGCCUUUAAUUACUGCAGUUGGUAAAAUGAAAUUAAUAAUGAGAACUUUAAAACUCUCGGGAACUAUUCGAAGUGCUUCAAAAUUUAUUAUAGCUUAUGAUAAUGCUAAACUUAUUGACAUGGUGCAUCAGCUACAGAUUGCUCCUAAUA